Pyrus x bretschneideri (Chinese white pear) is the source of this 1119-nucleotide messenger RNA. RefSeq lists its product as uncharacterized. Lineage: Eukaryota; Viridiplantae; Streptophyta; Magnoliopsida; Rosales; Rosaceae. The transcript has 4 exons. Bases 1 to 828 code for a protein of 275 amino acids. The record is from RefSeq and is a predicted model, not a curated record.
AUGGACGCGGACAAAAGUCAAUCCAAAUCGAUCAGCGAAGCCUCCGAUCGGCCCACGGACCACCGCUUCCAAAACGUCGUCGUCAUGCGCCACGGCGACCGCAUCGACAACUUCGAGCCCCUCUGGACAUCGCAAUCGCCGAGGCCGUGGGACCCGCCUCUGGUCGAAGAGGGCAAGGUCCGGGCCUUCUGCACCGGUACCAAGCUCCGAUCGGGUCUCGGGUUUCCAAUCCACCGCGUCUUCGUCUCGCCAUUCGUGCGAUGCGUCGAGACCGCCGUCCAAGUCGUCACCGCCCUCUCCGCCACCGAAGACCCUUCUCUCUCCAAAUACGAGAGCGACCAGCCCGUCCCCGUCGACCCCUCUAAGCUCAAGGUAUCAAUUGAAUAUGGGUUAUGUGAGAUGCUAAACAAAGAGGCGAUUCGCGGUGAUUUGGCUCCGAAAGAUGGACAAUGGGGCUUCAACAUUGCAGAUCUUGAGGCUAUGUUCCCGGCUGGGACGGUGGAUCAAACGGCGGAACGGGUGUACAAAGAGCUGCCUCAGUGGGGUGAGAGCAUGAUGGGCGCCCGGGCUAGAUAUGCUCAGGUCAUUGAGGCUCUUGCUGACAAAUACCCUACAGAAAACUUGCUCCUUGUCAGUCAUGGUGAAGGAGUUGGUUCUUCAAUUUCUGCAUUCCUGGAGGGCGCCACAGUAUACGAAGUAGAAUACUGCGCAUAUUCAGAACUAAGAAGGCCCAUCAAAAACCAGUCAUCAGCUGCAGGAAAGUUUGAGGUAAUGGUAAAUCGUGGCCGAACUGGUGUCAGUUACUCACUCCCAACCACUGGAACAUAAGAGUAGCAAGACAGCAGUGUAAUAAUCGCAUUCCUUUUAGCACGUUUGACUGCAUUUUUACCCCCAAACUCCUCUUGUCGGAGAUCAUUCGGGGGUUACUGGAUUUACAAAUUAAUCAGACAAUAGUUUUCUUCAUUUGUUUUCGCAACUUCGGAUUCCCAUGUAUUUGCUACCAGACCAUGAAGGGUCCGGUUAGAAGGAAAUGAAACGACAGCUUCCUUUGUAUCAGAACCAGAAUAAUCAUAUUCUGCUUUAAACAUUGAUAAAUGAAAUCGAAUCAAAUUUUCAUUA